AUGGGUGUAAACGAGAUCGUGGGCCUCAUGGCCCGCGAAGUUGCCAAAGACGGUAGCAUUCCGCCCAUCAAUGCCCCGUGGGCGACCAAGGACAUUGUCUACGUCUCCAUCGUCGGCACUGUCAUGCUUGCAGCCCUCCUUGAGUGGUUCUUGUGGGUUGCUGCCUUCCUGUACUGCAUUGUCAAGGUCUUCCAGAAGGCCGAGACCAUCAGUUCUAACACCGCCAGUGCCAUUUUCUUGCCCAUCAUGGUCGUUACUCUGCCAUUGCCUGCGCAGGUCGUGCAAUACUUCCCCCAGGCCAUGGUUGACUUCCUCCAAUGGUUCGCUUUCUGGUCGUUCGCUGGUCUCCUCACCAUUCCAUGGCUGUUCUGUGUCUACCAGCUAGUCACCCACUCCGUCGGACGCUCCAGGAGGAUCAAAUCCGUUCUCGACGAGGCCUCAGCGCCAAAGGUCGUCAUUGUUAUGCCCUGCUACAAGGAGAUUCCCGAUAUUCUCCUCCGUACCUGCGACUCGCUGGUCGACUGCGAGUAUCCCCCAUCCUGCCUCCACAUCUUCCUUUCAUUCGACGGUGACCAGGAGGACGAGCUGUACCUGAACACCAUCGAGAAGCUUGGUGUGCCGCUUACCCUCGACUCGUACCCCAAGUCUAUCGAUGUCAUCUACCGCAGCUGCCGUAUCACCGUCUCACGUUUCCCUCACGGUGGCAAGCGCCACUGCCAGAAGAGAACCUUCAAGCUCAUCGACAAGAUCUACACCGAGUACAUCAAGCGCAACGACAAUCUCUUUGUGCUCUUCAUCGACUCCGACUGUAUUCUCGACAAGACCUGCAUCCAGAACUUCAUGUACGAGAUGGAACUCAAGCCCGGCAGCAAGAAGAAUAUGUUGGCGCAGACUGGUGUCAUUACGUCCACAACUGAGAAGAACUCGCUCAUUACCCUCCUCCAGGAUAUGGAAUACGUUCACGUCGAAUCUGGCUGCGGUGCUGUUACCUGCUGUGCAGCUGGUGCGCUUACCAUGUUGCGAUUCUCUGCGUUCCGCAAGAUGGCCAAAUACUACUUCGCCGACAAAGCCGAGCAAUGUGACGACCUCUUCGACUACGGCAAGUGCCAUUUGGGCGAGGACCGUUGGCUGACUCACUUGUUCAUGAUUGGCGCAAAGGAACGUUACCAGAUCACCAUGAACACCGGAGCUUUCUGCAAGACCGAAGCCGUACAGGACUACGGAUCUCUCCUGAAGCAGCGUCGCCGAUGGUUCUUGGGUUUUAUCACCAACGAAGUUUGCAUGUUGACAGAUAUCCGUCUCUGGAAGCGCUACCCCAUCCUCCUAAUUGUCCGCUUCAUGCAGAACACCAUCCGAACCACCGCUUUGCUCUUCUUCAUCUUGGUCAUCUCGCUCAUCACCACUUCUCAAAAGGUCGCCAAUCUCCCCGUUGGUUUCAUCGCCAUCUCUCUUGGGCUCAACUGGCUUCUCAUGUUGUACUUUGGUGCCAAGCUCGGUCGCUACAAGAUCAUGUUGUACCCCCCUCAUCGUACCUGGGGUGGACCUCGUGCCGAUGCUGGAGCCGCCGACACCACCAAGACACCUCAGCAGGCCAUCGAGCAAGCCGAAGCUGCUGGAGACGAUCUUAACGUUGUUCCCGAAACCUUCAAGCAGGCUGCUGAAGCACAAAAGCACCGCCCCGCGCCCAUUCCUCUCCAGCCCUCCGACGCUGUCGAGGGUCGCUUCGCCGCCGCCGAGAGACUGCCCAACGGAUGGUACCAGCAAGGCAACGACUCUGGUCUUACUCUACCCAACACUAUGCCACGCAACCCCAACGUUCCCAACGUCCCGCUACACCCCCGCUCUUCCAUGGACUCCUUCACUUCUACCGGCACCUCUGCAAACAACUCCAUCUACAUGCCCCGCCGUGUCGAGAGUUUCAUGGACCCAGAAGACGCUCGUAUUUACCACAAGACCCAGCAGCAGCAAAAGCCCGCCGGUGGAGCCUACUUCGAGGAGGCACGCCAACAAGGAGCAUCGUACGAAGUCGGCAACGGCUCUGGCAAAUCGCCAUAUACCGAGUCCGUCAACUCGCUCUCUGAUGAUUCAGUCUACCAGUCCAAGGGUCCUAGGAGGCCUUCUCAGCCACGCCACAACAGCGAUGACGGCCACCGCCGUCGCAAUGACCAAGCAUACAACUCGCCUCUGUCGUCCGAGUACAACAACAGCGGCCUAGAAGCACCAAAAGCCUCAUACGCCAACAACAACCGUGACGCCAACCAGCGUAGCGGACGCAGUCCUCUCGCACGCCAAAGCUACAUCAGGACCGCGCCUGGUGAGGGCCACGAGAUGGAGUUGCAAGCACCACAGGAGAGCAGCCUGAUGCGCGACGCUUCCCCCGCACCACUCGGCCAGCCACAGAUGCCCGCAUCAUCGAAUCACUCCAGAAACGCAUCGACUGACUCCAAGAAGCGGAAGAGGCUUAGCAAGGCUCCCCGCAAGUAA
This is a messenger RNA of Parastagonospora nodorum SN15, 2484 nucleotides long. RefSeq lists its product as hypothetical. The transcript is spliced from 5 exons. The record is from RefSeq and is a predicted model, not a curated record. NCBI's taxonomy places the organism in Eukaryota, Fungi, Ascomycota, Dothideomycetes, Pleosporales, Phaeosphaeriaceae. The coding region runs from base 1 to 2484 and encodes 827 amino acids. Gene Ontology annotation, molecular function: chitin synthase activity. Gene Ontology annotation, cellular component: cell septum; cell periphery.